Molecule: messenger RNA, 5237 nt
Organism: Gordionus sp. m RMFG-2023
Lineage: Eukaryota; Metazoa; Nematomorpha; Gordioida; Chordodea; Parachordodidae
Product: EH domain-binding protein 1-like
Exons: 21
Coding region: 311-4468 (1385 amino acids)
Biological process (GO): actin cytoskeleton organization
Cellular component (GO): filamentous actin; microtubule organizing center
Molecular function (GO): protein binding
Source: RefSeq, a predicted model, not a curated record
AAAAAACGCACUCUAUAACCGAUUUAAGAAUUAUGCAUGUACGUUCCCGGCGAUUAUUGCCACGCCGAUUCUAGCUAUGCCGCCUGGCUGGCACUUUAUAUUUCGGCGUACAGGCUUCCCUGUUGAAUCCCGCCAAAAUAUCGCAUCAUAGAGAUGAUUAGCCACUGAAAAAAUCAAUUAACAUGGCACCACGAAUUUUAGUUCAUUUUCUUCCGGUUUAAUAAUUCUCUCCUUCUCCCAUAUAUCCCUGCAAAAAUUAAAACGCGCACUACAUUAAUAAUCACGCAUUUUUCUUAAUUUUUUCGGCCAAAUGAGUUUGUGGAAACGGUUUCAAAGGGUCGGCAAAAAAGCGGCAAAAUUUAGAUUCACCAUCACUUAUCACGAAUUAAUCCUGGAAUAUGACAAAAAAUGGAUACCUAAUAGCGUUUGUAUUAUAUGGUGCCGACGGAACCGGAAAACAUCUACACAAUGGAGAAAAUGGGAACCAACUAUAGAUAAUUCCUUUAAGGGCGUAUUGACCUGGCCUAUACCCGAAACCACUGAAAUCGAAGUGACUCUCUACAGAGAUCCCAAGGAUCCUCAAAUCUUUGAGGACAAAGAAUGGACCAUAUUUAUCGAAGAUCGAAACAUCAAGGACAUCCAUAAUAAAAGGCAGCAGAUUACUGCUUCAACCGAUAUAAGGCUCAACAAUUAUGUGGGUGCUUGUUGCGGCUUAGAACCCAAGGUCAGCCAAGUCAAACUGAAUCUCAGACCCAACGGUAAAAGGGUCAGAGAAGCCAUCUUAAGUUUUACCGUGUCCUGCAAUUUUUUAAAGGAAGGAAAAGCCACUGAUGAAGAUAUGCGAAGCCUGGCUUCCAUGAUCAGCUUUAGCCCAGAGGACGAGUAUGAACACGACAAAUUCAGUAACAAUAGCCUUGACUCGAACUCCAACUUCGGAGCCAAGGUCAAUCAACUGCACAGGGAUUGGGCAAAGACCUGUGGCCAAAGUUCUGAUAAGACUUUUCAAAACGAUCAUCAUCGUUUAACGGGAGAAAAUGGGAAAAAUCUAAAAGACGUUAGUAUGAAUGGAGAUAGCAGUGCAAAUCAAAGUCCCGAAGAUGCUCAGCUUGAAAAGUGGUUCGUGGUAAAAGGAGCGAUUGAAGGGGAUGAGAAUAGCAAUAACCAAGUUAACGAUACAUCUCAACUAGACCUUAAUAAACUAAACAUUCCCACCAACAAUUCGACCAAACAAUUAAAAGGGGAAGGUUUAAGCGAAAAUAAACUUCACAAAAAGAUGAGCUUUUUUGAUUUGGAACAAGUUUCCAACUUGUUCAUCAAAUGCACUCCAGCCGGCAAUCAAUUCACGCCUAAUACUACGCCCUCUCAUAUAAAUAAAAUUGUCGAAAAUGAAAAAUGGGAUGAUAGUAAAAAAAGAAAUCCGCCCUUAAAAAAUAAUCAUCUAACGAGCACACCCUUGGCGAAAGCUGAUAAAAACAAUUUUGCCAUAUACGAUUCGCCUUUCAAAAACUUAAAAAACAAUCGUUAUUAUGGCUCCCUACGCAUCAAAAACGGUCAAUUUAUCAACAAUAACCUAGUUGCCUUGGGGAAUGACAAUUACAAAGAAAAACAUUAUGAAACCAAUUUUAGCAACAAAUUGAAUACUCUAACCUCCAUCGGUCUUCCAACAACUACGGGUUCUUUGAUGAGACGUCUGAGCUCAAGUUUUAGGAGACCUAAGCUAAAACACCUAAAUUUGAAUGCCACAACUACUCCCGAUAUUCACGCUGACUACAAAAAUAAGUUACUAAUACCUAAAAUAGAUCCCACUCCACGACUAAUUCCUAAAAACGGCGUGGACGUUCAAAAUUUGUUAAAGUCGCCAGCUGUGGAUUUGUUCGAAUGGUGCGACGAUAUCUGCAGAACUCACGGUUUAGAGGUCUCUAACGAAAAUAAUUUUAUAGACCGAUUUAGAGAUGGAAGGAUAUUUUGUGUCGUCAUCGAACAUUACCAACCCGGUUCAAUAGAUUUAGCAUCCUUGCCACCUAACGACAUUGAAGGCAAUAAUAGAAAAGCAUUUAAAAUAGCUUCCGAUUUGGGAAUACCUCCUUUGAUUGAACCUCAGGAGAUGUUGCAAAAUGAUAAAAUUGAUAAAUUAGCCAUCGUCACAUAUUUGUAUCAAUUGAAAACAUUUUUCGAAAGGAGGAAUAGAAAUGUUGCUCAAGUCAAAGCUUCUAUAGCUACAUCUGCUUCCCUCCAGCCUAGCCUAAUUUCCUCGCCUCACAAAGACGUGGCUAAAGAAAACAAUCGAAUCCAUACAUUUUCCCAGGAUGUCGAAACAAGUGAAAAAUCCAGCCCUACCGUCGAGGAAAUCCUCGAUGAAACUCAAAAAUAUUUGACACUCAAUAAAAUCGAUACAAAUAAUGUUCCAACAUCUUUCACAACUUCCAAAAAUGAUCUUAAUCCUUUUGCAAGAAAUGAUGAUCGAAAGGCGCACACAAAGUUCAAAAUUGAAACCCAGCAGCCAACGAAUAGCAAUAAAAGUUUUCCGGUUUUCCGGGAUUUACCUAAGCCAAUCAAAGCAUCUAGGGACGAUAUCAAUACUAGCCAAAAAAAAUACCCUAGUCCAUCAACUUUUGCCAGGGGCAAACCGGCUUACGCCAGUGUUAGGGUUGGUACUGGGUACGAGGGAUAUAAAGAAAAAGUUCCUUCCAACUUUACCACCAUAUUUACCGACCGCGAGAUAGAACUCAAAAAUAGAGCCACCACUUUAGUCAAAGAAGCUCGCCAAAAAGCUAAGCUUAAACAGUUGAGAGCGCUAACAUUCGAUAACCUAAGAACAGAAAGUUUUGAUAAAAAUUUGAUUAUUGGCAAUGUGGUUACUAGCGAACUCAGAAAAAAAAUUGACGACAAAAAUACGGAUAAACUUGAACCCAGUCUUCGCGAGAUUCCGUUUGAUUCGAAUAAUUUCAACAGGGGUCAAUAUUUAAAAUCUCCGGCUAAUAAUUCCAAAAAUCAAUCCUUCCGACUCAAAAUAAAGCCCGACUUUGAUUUCCAAUUUGCCGACACUUACGUUGAAUUGACGCCUCAACAAUUCGUAACUACUCCCAUAAACCUAAAAUCGGACGCGUUUUUGUCUACCAAACCCGGAGAUACCAAUGGUAAUGGUGAUGAAAAAGAAAAUAGGUUCUUCACAAUUAUUGAUGAUAAUAAUGGCGUCGAAAAAUUGGAUAGCGGCGCAUUAGAUGGAUCCAAAAAAACUUCCUCCGACAUGCCCACAUUUUCUUCCACUGUGUCACAUAUGGAGAAAGAAGAAGAGAAGAUUGAAGAAAAUCAGUCAUCUCUAAUCGAUUUAAAAGCCACUAACACGAUAACUCAUAAUCACGUGCGCAAGGGAAACGAAGUUUACGAGGGAAAACAUAUUAAUAUAACAGAAACCCCCGAACCAUACUCUCCCAAAAAACUCAUCGCAAAACCUCCCGCCACUUCAUCCAUACCUUCCUUCUCAAAUAAUGGUGAUAUAAUGAUUAGGAUCAAUAAAUUGUUAGAACAAGAUCAAAUCGAUGAUAUCGAGGAUGCAAAAACCUCCUUAGCUAAAGAUAUCGACAGCAAGCAACCAAAAGCUCACAUUGAUGUCAUCGGGAAUGGAUCUGGUUACAUGGGCGGAAAUGACAAAAGGAGCCUGUACUUUGAAAAAGAAUUCGAGAAGUUGAAUCAGAUGCAAAAGGAUUUGGACGAGAAAGCUUAUGCGCUCGAGAAGGAGAUAAGGAAUUCCAUUGCCAACAAAGAAACUCAUAAAGAAAGUAUCUUGCUGAAAGAGUGGUUUGAAAUUGUGGAAACCAAAAACUCGCUGAAUUGUCAACAGAACCAACUUACUAUCUAUGAACAGGAAAAGAAUCUGGAAAAGAAAUACGAGAUGUUGAAAAGGGAGCUACAAAGGAUAAUGGAGAUUCCAGAAUCCUUAAAAACUCAGCCAGAUUUAGAGAGGGAGAAGUUGCUAAUAGCCGAACUCGUCAAUGUUGUCAAUCAACGAGAUAUGCUGGUACAAAAUUUAGACAUCCACGAACAAAGCCUUUCCGAUGCCCAAACCAGAUGCCCACCCAGUGGUCAGCUUAAACCUGACUUUUCCGCUAAGCCACGAUCCACCUCGCCUUCUCGUGGCUACAAUAAUUACUACAAUUCAAAACUCUCACAAAAUAUAUCAUUCAUUAAUAAAUCUGACCAGGCGCCACCUCACUUAGACGCUUACGGUACCUUUAUCAAGGCUUCAAAAAACGUUUUUUACAAUUCUCUUCCACGCCCUUUGAGAAGCUCCAAUUCAUUUAUACCGCAGCAAGAAGAAAUUGUGGACGCAAACUAUUGGAAUAUGAUGGCCAAUAAAUCCAUGAAACCUGGGACAUCCACCACUUUACCCCCAGAAUUUCAUGCCAUCAAUCAAGAGGGUGAUUACCAGUUUUCGGCCGAAGACGAUAAAAAUUGCGUGGUUCAAUAAAAGAAAAUCAUAAAACCAAUUAUUACUAUUGAGUAUACUAGUUAAUAGGAAUAGAAGGCUUUUUUGAGGGAAGAUAGUUUAAUAAGCCAUUUGACUAAUUCAUACGUUCACAAUGCAAGAAACGUGGUUUCUAUUCCCCCCCUCCUCACGCCAAAAAAUUGUUUUUUUCAAAAAAUGUCAAUGUUAUAUAUACAUUUAUUUAUAUCAAUUUUGACUCAUAAUUUAUUGUAGGGGAUAUAUGUAUGUAUAAUUUUUAUUUUGAAUAUAAAUAAUGAAUUUUUUUAAAAAUUUUAUUUCCAUUUAAAUAUUAAAAAUCAUGAAUAAUUUUUUUAAAUAAUAUAAUAGUAUAUUAAAAAAUUGCUUCCUCCUCUUAUAUAUGUAUUAUUUUUUUUAGAAAAUUUAUAAUUUCUUUUUUUGGAAAAAAGGAUGAUGAAAAUGUUUAUGAAUCAUCUUUUGCUAUUAAAAUUGUCCAUAUUUUUACCACAAAUUAUUUAAUUAAUAAAUUGUUAUUUUUCUUCCGAUUAUUUAUUAUUACAAGCGAUUUUGUAAACAAAAUUUUAGUUUUUUUUUAAAAAAAGUUUUCGCCUUAAUGUAUUUCGCAACAUUUUUUUAUAAUCGUUUUCCUAGUGGAAUCUCAUAAAACGUUUCUUUUUUUAAAAAAAAGAUUUAAAAAUGUUUAAAUGAAUAAUUUCGGCAGUUUUCUUCAAUUAACUGUAUAUUUAAUACGUCUUUUCAAAAACUAUGAUUUGGAUCAUUUGUAGCCCCUAUG